Neogale vison (American mink) is the source of this 3310-nucleotide messenger RNA. Its product is annotated as zinc finger protein 665-like. Gene Ontology annotation, biological process: regulation of DNA-templated transcription. Gene Ontology annotation, molecular function: DNA-binding transcription factor activity, RNA polymerase II-specific; RNA polymerase II cis-regulatory region sequence-specific DNA binding. The record is from RefSeq and is a predicted model, not a curated record. The transcript is spliced from 6 exons. NCBI's taxonomy places the organism in Eukaryota, Metazoa, Chordata, Mammalia, Carnivora, Mustelidae.
UGUAUUUGCUGCUUUGGUCCUGAGGAAAUGACAGGGUCUCUGCUCCGUGAGUCUGGGAAAGUCGGGUCUAUGCGUCCAUGCAGCCCGCGGUUCCGAUGCUGAUGCUGACGUUGUGAGUGGCGGUGGCAGGGAAUCCCUCCCUCCCCACAAAGCAGAUCCCUCGUGAGGACGAAAUCUAGAGGUGGAGGCGAAGGCAGAAAUGGCCGGUUCUCAGGGACUGCUGACCUUCAGGGAUGUGGCCAUAGAAUUCUCCCAGGAUGAGUGGGAAUGCCUGACCCACACUCAGCGGCAACUGUACCGGGAUGUGAUGUUGGAGAGCUACAGACACCUCCUCUUCUUGGGUCUCCUUCUGUCAAAACCAGACCUGAUCAUGUUUUUGGAGCAAGAGAAGCAGAUCUGGGAUGUGAAGGGAAAGGAGACCAGAGGCUUCCAUUCAGCUGUAUCUUCACAUGACACCCAGAGUUUCCCGCUAAAGCAGAGCAUAGAAGAAGGUUUUUUCCAGAAUGAAUCAAUGCCCAGAUACAAACACAGUGCUGUUGAGAUUUUAUACUUAUGCAGAGACUGGGACAGAGAUGGGGAGAGUGAAGGGCAUCAAAAAAAUCCUGGACGAUACACCCAAAUGAUGGCAAUUGCACUUAAUGAGAAUCUCACUGCCCCAAAUGGUGAAGUAUAUAAACCACUGCAGAAAACCUCCCUUUUUAAGUCAACUGUUUCUGCAGAGCAGUGUGCUUCUGUCAGCAAAAGCUCCAGUCAGAUAUUGAAACAUAGCUAUUCGUCGACAGACCAUUUGGCAGAUCUGGAAGGUAACCUAAUCCAUGUUGAAGAUAAUGAUUUGAGCCAUUUGGAAAAUAGGACUGGCCUGACCUUAAAUCAGAGAUUUAGAAAUGAAGAACAAUGUGCUCAGUGGGAUCCAUAUGAGAGGCGCUUCACUGAGGAGUCAACCCUCCAGAAUAACCAGAGGCUUUUCACUGGAGACAGAAUUAUUCAAUGCACUGCAUCUCAGAGAACAUUGAACCAGGGCUCCAGUGUUCACCGAUGUGUCAAGGCUUGGUUUGCAGAGAACCAUUAUGAAUGUGAUAAAUGUGGGCAAGGCUUUCAUCCAAGCUCUAACCUCAGUAUACAUAAUGGUCACCGCUUGGGAGACAGUUCUCAUAAAUAUAGUGAAUGUGGGAAAGCUCGUAACCAGUCCUCCAGUGUUGGUGAUCAUCAGAGAAUUCACAAGGGAAAGAAUGCAUUCAGUUCUAAUAAACCAGGGACCAUGUUUUGUCAGUCAUCAAGCAUAAACAUCAAUGAGAUAAUCCCUCAGGGAGAGGAAACUUACUUCUCUAAGGAAUGUGGUAAAUGCUUUGACUGCCACUCAACACUAUCUCAACAUCAGCAAAUGCAUACUGGAGAAAAACACAUUUGUGAAGAAGGUGGUCAAACCUUUAAUGACUGUUUAUCAAAAAAUGAACAUUCGCAGAUCUAUUCUGGAGAAAUACCCUACAAAUGUCAAGAAUGUGGCAAGGCUUUUAACAAUCACUCAGGUCUUAAUAGACAUCACAGAAUUCAUAAUAGUGAGAAACCUUACCAAUGUCAUGAAUGUGGCAAGAGCUUUAACAAGCACCCAGCCCUUAUUCAACAUCGCAGAAUUCAUAGUGGGGAGAAACCUUACCAAUGUCAAGAAUGUGGAAAAGCCUUUUGUGACAGGUCAACCCUUACUCAACAUCACAGAACUCAUACUGGAGAGAAACCUUACCGAUGUCAAGAAUGUGGCAAGGCCUUUACCUGGAAGUCAAAUCGUUCUCGGCACCACAAAACUCAUAGUGGAGAGAAACCUUACCAAUGUCAAGAAUGUGGCAAAGCCUUUUGUGACAGGUCAGCCCUUACUGAACAUCACAGAACUCAUACUGGAGAAAAACCUUACCAAUGUCAGGAAUGUGGCAAGGCCUUUAACCACAGCUCAGUCCUUACUAAACAUUACAGAACUCAUACUGGAGAGAAACCUUACCAAUGUCAAGAAUGUGGCAAGGCCUUUUGUGCCAGGUCAUCCCUUACUCAACAUCACAGAAUUCAUACUGGAGAGAAACCUUACCAGUGUCAGGAAUGUGGCAAGGCCUUUAACCACAGCUCAGUCAUUGCUAAACAUUACAGAAUUCAUACUGGAGAGAAACCUUACCAAUGUCAAGAAUGUAGAAAGGCCUUUAUACACAGCUCAAACCUUACUCGACAUCUCAGAAUUCAUACUGGAAAGAAACGUUAUCAAUGUCAGGAAUGUGGCAAGACCUUUAACUGCACUUCACAGCUUAUUCAACAUCACAAAAUUCAUACUGGAGAGAAGCCUUACCAAUGUCAAGAAUGUGGCAAGGCCUUUAUUUACAGCUCAAGGCUUAUGCAACAUAACAGAAUUCAUACUGGAAAGAAAACAUACCAAUAUCAAGACUGUGGCAAGGCCUUUUACCAGAGCUCACAUCUUAACAAACAUCACAGGAUUCAUACUGGAGAGAAACCUUACCAAUGUCAAGAAUGUGGUGAGGGCUUUAACAACAGCUCAGACCUUAGUCAACAUUAAAGAAUUCAUACUGGAGAGAAACCUUACCAAUGUUAUGAAUGUGGCAAGGCCUUUAACCACAUCUCAAGCCUUUCUCAACAUCACAGAAUUCAUACUGGAGAGAAACCCUACCAAUGUCAAGAAUAUGGCAAGGCCUUUUCCCAGAGCUCAAGUCUUAGUGAACAUCACAGAAUUCAUACUGGAGAGAAACCUUUCCAGUGUCAAGAAUGUGGCAAGAGGUUUAAAGUGAGCUCAGUACUUACUCAACAUCACAGGAUUCAUACUGGAGAGAAACCUUACCAAUGUCAAGAAUGUGGUGAGGGCUUUAACAACAGCUCAGACCUUAGUCAACAUUACAGAAUUCAUACUGGAGAGAAACCUUACCAAUGUACAGAAUGUGGGAAGGCCUUUAAUCAGAGGUCAAGCCUUACUGAACAUCAAAGAAUUCAUACCUGGGAGAAACCUUAUCAAUGUCAAAAAUGUGGCAAGGCCUUUAACCAUAGCUCAACCCUUACUCAACAUCGCAGAAUUCAUACUGGAGAGAAACCUUACCAAAGUCAAGAAUGUGGCCCUCAGAUCUUCCUUGCUAUCACAGAAUUCAUGCUGGAGAGAAACUGUACAAAUACUAAGAAUGUGGCAAGGCCUUCACAGGCACUCAAUACUCACUAAACAUUAGAAAAUUCAUACCAGAUAGAUAGCUUACCAGUGUACAGAAUGUGAGAAAGGGGGCAUCUGGGUAGCUCAGUUGGAUAGGUGGCUGCUUUAGACUUUGUUCUUGAU